Messenger RNA from Apodemus sylvaticus (European woodmouse), 5101 nucleotides. It is a transcript of the gene Vav2, whose product is annotated as vav guanine nucleotide exchange factor 2. Gene Ontology annotation, cellular component: cytoplasm. Bases 570 to 3089 code for a protein of 839 amino acids. The record is from RefSeq and is a predicted model, not a curated record. NCBI's taxonomy places the organism in Eukaryota, Metazoa, Chordata, Mammalia, Rodentia, Muridae. Gene Ontology annotation, molecular function: guanyl-nucleotide exchange factor activity; protein binding. The transcript has 27 exons. Gene Ontology annotation, biological process: cell migration; intracellular signal transduction; regulation of GTPase activity.
GCCGCGCCCCCUGCACCCCUCGCGCCUAGGAGCAGAGGAGCCUCGGAGUCCCAGUGUCCCGCGAAUAGCGUAGAGCCGGCGGGCCCGACGAACAAAGCGACGGUGGAGCGAGUAGCUCAGGCGCCGGACGCAGGGAGCGAGCGACCCGCUGCGCCUUUGUCUCGGGUGGGGCAGGAGCGGCGGCCGGAGCGGGGCGCCCCGAGCGCAGAAUGCGGCGCCCAGAGGGGCGGAUCGAGGAGCGCUGCGGCGGCAGGAGGCGUGGAGCCCGGGCCGGAGCCCGAGCGGACUUGUGUGUGUGAAAGGGGGACCCGGCACGCUGCCCCGCGAGCGCCUGGUGGCCGCACGUGGGCGGGAGCGGCGGCCCGCUAGUAGCCGGAGGAGGAGGAAGAGGAGGGCCGUGCGGCCGCGCAGCGGGGACCCGGGGCCGCCUGCGCGAAGCCCCGCCCCGGCGGCCGAGCCCCGCGCGGGCGGGCGGGAUGCCCCACGGUCACCGCACUUUGGCCGGAGCGCUGCCCUGAGCCAACUGGCCCAGGGGCCGCGGCGGCGAGCGCACGGGCGCCGCGGGCGCCAUGGAGCAGUGGCGGCAAUGCGGCCGCUGGCUCAUCGACUGCAAGGUCCUGCCGCCCAACCACCGCGUCGUGUGGCCCUCGGCGGUGGUCUUCGACCUGGCGCAGGCGCUGCGCGACGGCGUCCUUCUGUGCCAGCUGCUGCACAACCUCUCCCCCGGCUCCAUCGACCUUAAGGACAUCAACUUCCGGCCGCAGAUGUCCCAGUUCCUGUGUCUGAAGAAUAUUCGCACCUUCCUUAAAGUCUGCCAUGAUAAAUUUGGACUAAGGAACAGUGAGCUGUUUGACCCUUUCGACCUCUUUGAUGUCCGAGACUUCGGGAAGGUCAUCUCUGCAGUGUCCCGUCUGUCCCUGCACAGCAUUGCUCAGAGCAAAGGGAUCAGGCCUUUUCCGUCAGAGGAGACAGCUGAAAACGAUGAUGAUGUCUACCGGAGCCUGGAAGAGCUGGCUGACGAGCAUGACCUGGGCGAGGACAUCUACGACUGUGUCCCGUGUGAAGAUGAAGGAGAUGACAUUUAUGAGGACAUCAUCAAGGUGGAGGUGCAGCAGCCCAUGAAAAUAGGCAUGUCUGAGGAUGACAAGAGAAGCUGCUGCUUGCUAGAGAUUCAGGAGACUGAGGCCAAGUACUACCGCACCCUGGAGGACAUUGAAAAGAACUACAUGGGUCCCUUGCGGCUGGUGCUGAGCCCGGCGGACAUGUCUGCUGUCUUCAUCAACCUGGAGGACCUCAUCAAGGUGCAUCAUAGCUUUCUGCGAGCCAUCGAUGUGUCCAUGAUGGCUGGUGGCAGUACCCUGGCCAAGGUCUUCCUGGAGUUUAAGGAAAGGCUCCUGAUCUACGGAGAGUACUGCAGCCACAUGGAGCACGCUCAGAGCACACUGAACCAGCUCCUCGCCAGCCGAGAGGACUUCAGACAGAAAGUGGAGGAGUGCACACUCAAGGUCCAGGAUGGCAAGUUCAAACUGCAAGAUCUGCUGGUGGUCCCCAUGCAACGGGUGCUUAAGUACCACCUGCUGCUCAAGGAGCUCCUGAGCCAUUCUGCAGACCGGCCAGAAAGACAACAGCUCAAGGAAGCACUGGAAGCCAUGCAGGACUUGGCCAUGUACAUCAAUGAAGUGAAACGGGACAAGGAGACCUUGAAGAAGAUUAGCGAGUUCCAGUGCUCCAUAGAAAACCUGCAAGUGAAGCUAGAGGAGUUUGGGAGGCCGAAGAUCGAUGGGGAGCUAAAAGUCCGGUCCAUAGUCAACCACACCAAACAAGACAGGUACCUGUUCCUGUUUGACAAGGUGGUCAUCGUGUGUAAGCGGAAAGGCUACAGCUAUGAGCUGAAGGAGGUCAUUGAGCUGCUCUUCCACAAGAUGACUGAUGACCCCAUGCACAACAAGGACAUCAAGAAGUGGUCCUAUGGCUUCUACCUGAUUCACCUCCAAGGAAAGCAAGGCUUUCAGUUCUUCUGCAAGACGGAAGACAUGAAACGGAAGUGGAUGGAGCAGUUCGAGAUGGCCAUGUCGAACAUCAAGCCAGACAAGGCCAAUGCCAACCACCACAGCUUCCAGAUGUACACGUUUGACAAGACUACCAACUGCAAAGCCUGCAAGAUGUUCCUCAGGGGUACCUUCUACCAGGGAUACCUGUGUACCAGAUGUGGCGUUGGGGCACACAAGGAGUGCCUGGAGGUGAUACCCCCCUGCAAGAUGAGUUCGCCUGCAGACGCGGAUGCUCCUGGAGCAGGACCAGGUCCCAAGAUGGUCGCUGUGCAGAAUUACCAUGGUAACCCAGCCCCCCCUGGGAAGCCUGUGUUGACCUUCCAGACAGGAGACGUGAUAGAGCUGCUCCGGGGUGACCCCGAUUCUCCUUGGUGGGAGGGGCGGCUGGUUCAAACCCGGAAGUCAGGGUAUUUUCCCAGCUCAUUUGUGAAGCCCUGCCCAGUGGAUGGAAGGCCUCCUACUGGCCGCCCACCUUCCCGGGAGAUUGAUUAUACUGCCUACCCCUGGUUUGCUGGUAACAUGGAACGACAGCAGACGGACAACCUGCUCAAGUCUCAUGCCAGUGGGACCUACCUCAUCAGAGAGCGCCCAGCAGAGGCAGAACGCUUCGCCAUCAGCAUCAAGUUCAAUGAUGAGGUGAAACACAUCAAGGUGGUGGAGAAAGACAGCUGGAUCCAUAUCACGGAAGCUAAGAAGUUUGAGAGCCUCCUGGAGCUGGUGGAGUACUACCAGAGCCACUCACUCAAGGAAAGCUUCAAGCAGUUGGACACUACACUCAAGUUCCCCUACAAGUCUCGGGAGCGCACCACCACCAGGGCGUCAAGCCGGUCUCCAGUGUUCACGCCGCGGGUCAUCGGCACAGCUGUGGCCAGAUACAACUUUGCUGCACGAGACAUGCGGGAGCUGUCGCUGCGGGAAGGUGAUGUGGUGAAGAUCUACAGCAGAAUCGGUGGGGACCAGGGCUGGUGGAAAGGCGAGACGAAUGGGCGGAUUGGUUGGUUUCCUUCGACGUACGUGGAAGAAGAAGGCGUCCAGUGAGAGUGAGACCUGGACAGGACCCAUGGAUGUUCUUGGGAGUCUCCCCAGCUCUGAAGUCUGCCUCUGGCUUCUCCAUAGCUCUGGGAACUGCCUGCUAAGCCUGCAGCUGUUAUGGCCCAUAGGGAUGGUGAGGGUGCUCCGCCGUCACCUGUCCUAGGUGGCCUGCCCCUGGGUACAUUCCUUGUACAUAGAGGAGAUCUGUGCUGGCCACACCCAGAGCACCAAGGAGAGGGAGCUCAGGCUAUCCAAGCAUGUGUGGGUGACAGCAAAGGUCAGAAGCCACGCCUGCCUCUCUGGCUUAGACGGUUGUUCAGGGCCUAGAACUCAACUCAUGGUGUGCCAGGGAGGGUUGGGGACGGCAGGGGUCCCUUCCCAGCCCAUCUGCUGCCCCACACUGAUCUGCCUGUCUUUUCUGCUGCUCUCUAGAGUAUGUGUCAGGUCUUGGGAGGCAGGCAGGGCCAGAGCCGAGCUGUGCUGUGGCCCACACUAGGCCCAACUGGGAGAGAGGGCUUGCACAGGGCCACUGGAUCAUGCUGGCUCUGAAGCUCCUCCCACUCCUCCCUUCCUAACACACCAGGGUCCUGCUGAGUGCUACCUGGGCAGGCCCCUCUCUCAGAGGGGCCUUUGGAACGAUGACAUUGCUGACCCACCCCCGGCCCACCCAGUCAGUGGUACUGCUCUUUGCUGGUUGAAGCCCCUUUCCUGAGCCAGGAAACAGGUCUUCUCUGCCCUGCUGCCAGGGGACACAUCUCUGAACCCUAAAGGGCAGGGUAGAAAACCAAGUUCCCCUCCCUGGUGCCUCUUUUCUCUCCAGGAGGCACUUUUGGGUCUUAUGCAUUCCAAACCACAGCCACUAGGUGUCUGCUGGCCUUCACACUAGAUGACAGGUCUCCCCGAAGGAUCCCCGCAGCCCACACACUGGGCCGAUGGCCAGCGAGAAAUAAGUGCUCUUGGGUGUCUCUGCGCUUCACUUCCUCUUCCUGGUGCUUCCUGGCCUCUGACCUCUGGCUUGCUUAGCCAGCCCCUAGUUUCUUCCCAAGGAGUUCUGAGUGUAAGCUUAUGUGAAAGACACACAUAGACUCUUGGGGCCCUUUCUCCCCUAGUCUAGCUGCUCACUCCCGGGUAGGUAGAGAGCCUAGGGAAGCUGUCCCCACUGGAGUGGGACCUUGCACCUGGGGACACUUUCCAGAGUUGGCCUCAUGUCCUCCAGCCUAGUGUCCACAUGCAACCUGCUGGGGUGUUUGGGGAGACAGGGAGGAUCAGGAGGAGAUGGGGAGCAACAAGAGACACCCCGGAAAGCUCCAGCUGUGAGAAGCUGGGAGCAAAGGGUUUGCCUUGGAGAGUCAGACACAGGCCACUUUGCCAAGCCUGCCAGUGAAGUGCAGGCCCUGGGGAGGGCUCUGUCCAUGGAGGGCGCCUCUGUGGGAACUGUACGGACGCCCUUCCAACACCCUGUGCUUGCAGUUUUGGUUUGUUUGUUUGUUUGUUUGUUUUUCUGUUGUUGUUAGCUUUUUUUUUGUCCUGUUACAUUUUGUUUUGCCUGUCCGUAUUUUAGAAGGGGGAAAAGUUGUAAUUAUUUCAUCUAAAUCUCCCAUUAUAUAUCUGUGAAUAAGAGAUUCUAUAAUAGCAAAAGGAUGUAUAUUUUAGCUUGUCAUGAUAUGUCAUGAUAACGAAGGACACUGAGAAAGAGAAUACUCUAGAGACCCGUUCUUGUGAAUGUUUUAUGUUUGUUUUGACAUGUGUGUUUGGUUUGGGUUUUAUUGUUUUUGAGCUGCACUGGGCAGGGUGCUGGGCAGGCCAGUGCGUGGGCGCCUCUGCAGGAGACUGGACACCGUCUAAGGACUGGGGGCCUGAGAUCAGCUGUGAACAUUUGCAGCACAGUGCAUGCAAGUCAGGGAUGUGGGGGUCCCACAGCCAGCAGCACCCCCUAUGGAACAACUGUACAUUUGCCAAUGGGUUUUCCCCACAAGACUACGGUUUUUACUACAAAUAAACCUACGUUCUAUUCUGCA